Molecule: messenger RNA, 1199 nt
Organism: Prorocentrum cordatum
Lineage: Eukaryota; Dinophyceae; Prorocentrales; Prorocentraceae
Source: the annotation of a GenBank genome assembly
GAGGAGGAGGAGGCUGACAUUAAGACUGUUUCGGAGAAUCGUUCUUGCCGUAUGCAGGCUUCUGAAUCGCUGGUUGAGGUUGGAGUGCAGACGGUUGAUGUUGCGGACUUUCAUUGUGAAGUCGGCUGUCAGACAGAUAGUGUCGUUGGGAUGAAGGGAGGAGCUUCAGGAGUUCUUCUUGGGAAAGUGACUGUGGCGGCGGAGGAGGAGCUGGAGGCGCCCUCGAGUGCGGAGUCUUCUCCGAACGUGCAGUCUGAUUCUGAUAGCCGCGCCUUGUCAGGAGCGUCCCAGGGGUGUCUGAAUCGCCCCGUCACGCUCAAUGAGGUAUCGAAGGAGUCGCGCCAGAGGACUCGAGGGAGAGAUCGUGACAAGGUCAAGGGGACAUCGACGUGCUCUCAGGCCACCAUUGCCGAUGUCAAAGCGUGGAUUGACGCUGUUGCCAGCAUCAACGAGUUGAAUGCGAUCGAGUAUUUAAAGAACGGAAUGGAUUUGUUUGAUAAGCUGGUGACAGAACGUGGGUUCCCUACAAAGAAGGCCCAAAAAGAUUAUGCUCGGAAACUGUAUGAGAUGCUCCAGAAUGUGCAAGCGACGCUGGAGGAUCUCCUAGGAUUCUUCGAGGUGCACAGGUUCUUGACAGGACACAUGAACCGCGCCGAGAUGGCCAAGUUUCUUGAGGUUUCCAAGUGCAGCGAUUACCGAAUAAUAUUCUUCGGACGCCCGAGGAGUUUCGACAAGUUGGGAUGAAGCUAUUCGUGCGCACUUGUAUGCAACUUUCGGUUUAGAACAGCGAAGGCUGUAAUGCUUGUAUCUCACCUGUUCUUGUUUUCCUCACUUUAUCUCUCUGUUUGACCUCUCGCUGGAGCCAUGAUGGCUCUACGGCCCGCUGUGGGCCCCACUAAGCGCUUCAGGUGUGUAAAGGGCAGGAGCCCCUCAUAUUCUUCAGGUGACGUUCUUCCACGGGUUGUUUCCCCGUCUAAUUCGUUGAUUACUUCACAUGUGACGUUGAGCAUACGCCUCUUGUCAUACGGCGGGUUGAACAUGCGUAUUUCGGACUGGUUUGAUGUGAAUAAGAGUUUGUGCUCACUCACGCCUUGCCUGUUUGGAUACGUCCGCUCCUUGCUCCGACUAGGCUGGAAAGCCUGCACAGUCGACCGCAAAGUCCGCAAAAAACAAAGGUUGACGGUUUACCGCCGGCGCCC